Cercocebus atys (sooty mangabey) is the source of this 1140-nucleotide messenger RNA. RefSeq names its product ribosome production factor 2 homolog (S. cerevisiae) (gene RPF2). NCBI's taxonomy places the organism in Eukaryota, Metazoa, Chordata, Mammalia, Primates, Cercopithecidae. Gene Ontology annotation, biological process: maturation of LSU-rRNA from tricistronic rRNA transcript (SSU-rRNA, 5.8S rRNA, LSU-rRNA); ribosomal large subunit assembly. The coding region runs from base 87 to 686 and encodes 199 amino acids. The record is from RefSeq and is a predicted model, not a curated record. The transcript has 8 exons. Gene Ontology annotation, molecular function: rRNA binding. Gene Ontology annotation, cellular component: nucleolus.
CAGCUUCCGGUUCUGCCUGUUCCGGCGCACGUAAUCGCCGGGUGCACGUGCAUCCACUUAGUUAAGAGUUGCAGGGAGCAGUAGCGAUGGACACUCUGGAUCGAGUUGUAAAGCCCAAAACGAAAAGAGCCAAGAGAUUCCUUGAGAAGAGAGAACCGAAACUCAAUGAAAAUAUUAAAAAUGCCAUGCUGAUUAAAGGGGGAAAUGCAAAUGCAACAGUGACACAAGUACUUAAAGAUGUGUAUGCACUGAAAAAACCGUAUGGUGUACUGUAUAAGAAGAAAAAUAUUACAAGACCGUUUGAGGAUCAGACAUCACUGGAAUUCUUUUCAAAGAAGUCAGAUUGUUCUUUAUUCAUGUUUGGCUCCCAUAAUAAGAAGCGGCCAAAUAAUCUAGUAAUAGGUCGUAUGUAUGACCACCAUGUGCUGGAUAUGAUUGAAUUAGGUAUUGAGAAUUUCGUCUCUCUAAAAGACAUUAAGAACAGUAAAUGUCCUGAGGGAACAAAACCCAUGCUAAUAUUUGCUGGUGAUGAUUUUGAUGUAACAGAAGAUUAUAGAAGACUAAAAAGUCUUCUUAUUGAUUUCUUCAGAGGCCCCACAGUAUCAAAUAUCCGCCUGGCUGGAUUAGAGUAUGUUCUGCACUUCACUGCACUGAAUGGGAAGAUUUACUUUCGAAGCUAUAAGUAAGAGCAUUUCUUCGCAUAUUUUCUUAAUCCUCAGGGUUAGCGUUUAAAACUGUGUGACUGUUUUAUAGAGCCCAAACUUAGAAUUGGUAUCUGGCCAGAAGGUGUUUUGGAGAGUUGGUGGGAUAGCAGUGGCACCAGCUCUCUGCUGAUCCUCAGUCCUUUACCUCUGAAACCCUACUUUUCCAGUGCCCCAGAGCAUCUGAUACCGCAGUAUCACUGAGCCAGGUGCACCAACUCUUCCUAGCUUUAUGCAGCAUCUCUUUAUUGUUCUUGGUUGGAUUCACAGCACUAAGCCACAAAUCCUUGGCCAGCCGAAGCAAAUCUCAAAACCCUAAGUCUAAACAAUUGAGUCUAAAAGGAAUAAGAAGAUUCAGUGGCUAGAUUCAUUUCACCCUGUCUCUCUAGCCUAGGCCUUCUACCCCUACCACAGUAUAAAUAUAUUAUAACUUAAGCAG